Messenger RNA from Biomphalaria glabrata, 2732 nucleotides. RefSeq names its product cilia- and flagella-associated protein 99-like. The record is from RefSeq and is a predicted model, not a curated record. Lineage: Eukaryota; Metazoa; Mollusca; Gastropoda; Planorbidae. The coding region runs from base 174 to 2120 and encodes 648 amino acids. The transcript is spliced from 21 exons.
UGUUCUUGGAUUCUUGUAUAAGACUUGAGAUAUAGAGUCUUUGUUGCCAAUGGUUAAGGAUGGACAUGUGGGAGAUGGGGAUGGACUUGUGAUAGCUCAAGUAUGUUCGCAACAUCUCGUGAGACGGCGAAUAGAAAGUUUCAGUUUUGUUGUCACCUUAUGUAUUGAUCACUAUGGAUGCCAAACAUCAGCAGCUCUUUGUCCAUUGUGCUCAGCUGUUAGAUACUUUCCAAGAAAAGUCCACAGACUUGGAAGAUCAUUUGAAGGAAUAUAUACGCUCAUCCAGGAUUCAGGAUGUUGAUGAUGAAACUUUUAUAACUGAAGUGUUUUCUGGAUGUGUUCAGCAUAGACCAGUGAUGAAACUAGUUGUUGAUGGCUUCUAUGUACGUGAUGGGAAAAAUAUCCUACUAUCUCAUCAAAACUCAUUUAUUGUUUUGGCUUAUUUAGCUUUGUAUCGACUUGAUGAACUCGGAGUGGCUCACUUUCGAAAGUUUGUUGAUGCCAUGGAACUCAAUGCAACCUAUAAAUUUCUUAGUUUCCUAUUUGAUGAAAAAAAUUUACUAACAUGGAUGAAAGAUGGUUGGUCAACUCUAUAUGAAUGGUCCUAUGUUGAAACCAAUCUGCUAUCUCCAUUGUUAAGAUGGUUACCAGAGUUGAAGGACUUGGUUCUGCUCAUGAAAAAAAGAAUAAACAACCAAUUCAAGCCCAAGAAGAUAGCAGUUAAAGCAACAGAUGCUAAGCCAUUUAACCUGACCCAGCCAAGAGCUCGAAGUAUUCCUUUGCCAGAGAAAAUUCCACAGCUUCAAAGAGUUAAACCCAUCCCAGCUACUGUUUAUAAUCAACCAACAGAACAAAGAAUUCUUGAAAAACAAAAAGAAGAAAACAGAAGACAAGCAGAAGAACGUCUGAUGGAAGCCUCUAGAAUACAGUUUGCUUGUGCUAAUCCUGAAAAAUCAGAAAAAACAAAACAAAUAAUCCAAAACAUUGUUUUUGAGGAGAAUUCUAAAGUUGAACCAACUGUGAUAAAAGCCAAGCCUUUACCUGAUUUUAAAAAAUCACCAGCCCCAGUCAAAAUGACAGCAGCGACUAUACUAAGAGAAGGCUUACUGUACCAGAAAAAAGAAAAGGAAGUAAUGGAGAGGCUGCAAAAACUUGAGGCUGGAGCUUUUGAUGCAAGUAAUUUUCAUAAAUGGCAGUCAGAGAUGAAACAGAAAGACCUUGAGGCCCAAUUAUUGGCUAUAGAAGAAAGAAGAUUGAUGGGGAAAAUAAGUCAUGAAGAAGCUUUCUUAGCCAGAACCAAUGUUUUAGCUGCCAACCAACAGCUUGUACAAAAUAUGAAGAAAGAGACCGCAGCUAUGAUGAAAGAAUAUUUAGAAAAUAAAUUUAGACAAGAAAAAGAAAUGAGGGAACUUGUUGAAAGUACAAUGGCUGGACACAAAAAUGCUCAAAACGCUAAACAGAAAUUACAGGAAUUGAAACAUAAAAUAGUGCAAGAAGUUCAAGAGGAAAGUAGAGAGUUGAUGAAACAAGCUUUAGAAGAGGCUGAGCUUGAGAUGAGAUGUAAAAUUGAGUUAAUUCAACAAAUACGAGCAAUAGAAUCUACUCCUGUCAACCGAUUCAAGCCAUUAGAUUUGACAGCUACUUCUGGGGCUGGACUUCUAGGAGAAAUGAGCAUUGCUGAGCUCCGGGAAAGGUUGUCAUUAAUGAAAGCACAAAGAAAAGAAGAUGAAGAAAUAAAACGAGAUAAUAUAUUGUAUGAUAAACAGGCCAAAGCUGAGUCUUUAUGUGAAACAUUAGAUAAGAUUGCUAAACACAGAUCAGAACAAACAAAAAUGGCUGCCUUAAAAGCUGAUAACUCCAAGAAUGUGAAGUUAAUAUCUGUACCACUCAAAAGUGCAACACUGACAGAGCUUGAGAGAAAACUUGAUGAGAAACGUGAACAGAGAAAACUGGAAAAGCAACGCUACCACAGAUCAGCUGAGAGUGUCUCUGACAAAACCAAUCUAACAUCAUUGUCAGCAAAGAAAUCUCUGAGCAACAGAAGAUGGCAAGAACUUGAGAAUUCCAAGGAGAGAGCAGCUCGAUUCUUUGCUCAAACUGCUAUUGAAUCAUUGUCCUAGAUGGUGGAUCACAAAAAUGUCCUAGAGCUUGUUCUUAAAAGUCUAAACACAAUUUUGAAAAAAGCUUAACUGCUAAAUUUACAAUGACAUACAAUGUACAAAUAACAUAUAUGAGUCUCAAUUUAACUAGUUUUCUAGGACAAUUGUAGGCCUACCUCAUGGACUAAUAGGAUUUUAUUUUGAUUCAAGUCUAUCUCUUGAAUUAGGAUUAUAUAAUAGCACUGGAUCAAAGUUACUGUGAUAUUUUAUUUUGUUGUUUGCUUUUUGUCUGUAUAUUUCAAAUGUGUUUUGAUAAAUUCUAGACUUCAGUCUGUGUAGUAGUUGCAUUUCAAAGUUGAACAUUAAAUUAAAUGUACAUCAAAACAAACAUGUUUGCAAAUAACUUGUUGAUGUAUUUAAACACAAGCAUUUGUCUUGGUUAUAAACAUUAAUUUUGUGAUUGGAAGGCAGAAUUUGUUUUUUAAAUAACUUAAUCAAUAUUCUUUGUAGAAACGUUGUUACUGUGUGACUAGUUUUUGUUGAGUUCUAAACAUAGUAAGCUGCCAACUAAGAGUGAAGACAUUGAUGAAUAUGGAAUCUAGUCUUAGCAAUAAAACAUUACACACCCUUGAA